Messenger RNA from Stegodyphus dumicola, 2410 nucleotides. RefSeq lists its product as uncharacterized. The record is from RefSeq and is a predicted model, not a curated record. Lineage: Eukaryota; Metazoa; Arthropoda; Arachnida; Araneae; Eresidae.
CUUUAACUAAGAUUUUCAGCGUAAUGUAAACGAUCUCGUCUUUGCUACAUUUGUAUCUAUUAUCUGUAUUAUAUUCAUUAGGUAUAUCUGAAGAAACACUACGGUAUGAUUCGUCUCCAUUUACCGCUGCGAUUCAUACAAGGAAUCCUGUUACUUCUCGUGAUUUGGGUUACAUUAUAUGCAGUCUUCAUUUUAUUGAAUAAAGGUGAAAGUAAAACUAAAUUCUUUGAUAAUCUUGUACCGUCUUCUACUCUGUCUUUUCUGCCAUCUCUAUCAUUUCCAAUAUUAUCUCCUGCAGUAAUUCCUGUAUCUUCUCCUACACUAGAAUAUGGUCCACUCAAAUUCCUGAACAAACUCCCGCCAUCGUUUGUGCAGAAACAUCCUUAUUUCCACUACGAUAUGGAUUCUGAAGAACCACAAAGCUCAGAUAUGAAAUGCUUGCUACCACGAAUACAUCCUUUUGAUCCUUCCAUAUGGGGCUACAUUGGACGCCAAAGAUCGGUAUUUUGCAAGCACAGUAAACCACAAUUGACGUACAUCGAUAACAACGGCAAACUUAGGUACAAUAAAUCUGACAUCCAGAUGCCAAGCAAUAGGAUUCACGAAUCGUUGGAAUGUUAUUGGUCAUCUGUCUACAGAGGAGAACCUAAUGCUGAGAAUGAUGAUUCGGUGGUAUUCGGAAAUAAGGUUCCUUUCAAGACAGCUGGAGCUCAAUUUCUAGGUGACUCGGACUUCAUACGGGUUCAGUGUAAAGCCAGCAAUUUCAUUUAUGAUACGAUCCAAGCACACAUAAGAAAUAUUUCUGAUUUUAAAAGGAAACCUUUGGUAAAAUUCACCAAUGUUUUGCUUUUUGGCAUUGAUUCCAUGUCCAGGCAGGCUGUCAUUCGAUACCUGCCCCGCACGUAUGGAUAUCUCAGCGAAAACUUGAAAAUGAUCGUCCUUCGUGGAAUGAAUAAAGUAGGAGAUAAUUCGUAUCCUAACCUUAUACCAGUGCUCACAGGUCUUAAAGCACAUGGAGGAGGACUGAACGAAUCCAUCGACAUUGACGAGUGGCCUCUGAUUACGAAAGCUUAUUCAUCACAGGGAUAUGCGACCUUGUGGGCUGAAGAUAUGCAUAAAUAUGCACUUUUUAAUUAUUUCAUUAAAGGAUUUCGCCAUCCUCCUACCCACCAUUAUCUGCGACCAUUUUGGAUUGCUGUUGAACAAUCUCCCCUCAAUAAAGAAAGUUCUUCAAUGUGUUACGGCCGCACCCCGAGACAUGUGUUACAGAUAGAAUAUGUACGAAGAUUUGUGUCAACAUACAAGAAAAAAAGCAUCCCAUUCUUUGGUUUCUCGUUUCUAGCAGAACUCAGUCACGAUACGUUACCUCUAAUAUCGGCAGCUGACGGCCAUAUUGAAGAAUUCCUCAAAUUUUUAAACGAUGAAGGCUUCCUGGAAAAUACUGUAUUGAUUGUCUUUUCCGAUCAUGGGCAUAGAUUUGACAAUAUCAGAAAAACUCCGAUAGGAGCAAUAGAAGAACGAAUGCCAUUUUUUUCCAUUCGCAUUCCAAAUUAUAUAUCUUCUCUUCAACCGGAAAUCUUGGAAAAUCUGUGGGUUAACAGCGGCCGGCUUGUGGUGCCCUUCGAUAUACAUGCCACACUAAUGGAUAUUUUAGAAUUUGCUGUGACUGGACGACCGCUAGGGCAGUCUAAGCCCCCUGAAGGAGAUUUGGGUCAAUCGUUAUUUGUUGAAGUUCCUCCUGAUCGUACCUGCAUUAAUGCUUCAGUCCCAGAUCAUUACUGCGUAUGUGAGAUAGCUUCGGCUAUACCAGUAACAGAUACCACAGCCCGAUCUGCAGCAAAAGCGACUAUUGAUCGCAUCAAUGCCAUGUUGCAUGGUGAGGGGCCGUAUAUAAAAGAAAAAUGUGCAACAUUAGUUCUUGCUGCAAUCAGAAGUGCCCAUAUUCUUCGAAAAGCCGAAGAAGAAGCUACACCAUCUCCUUCGACUAAAGUUAGAAUAAUAAUAGAAGCCAAACCUAGCAAAGGAAUUUUCGAAGCCACAGUUUCAGUGGCAGACGAUGUCGCAGAAGUAUUGGGUGACAUCAGCAGAAUAAAUACUUUUGGCAGUCAGUCCAAUUGCAUAAGGCAUUGGACCUUACGCAAGUAUUGCUUCUGUAACAAUUAAUUACAAAGGUUUUUUUAAUUAAAAAAAUUUAUUAGAACAUCAUAUUUAAAAUUUCGACUUUAACAUUAAAUGUUUCGCAUUAUUUACUUCAGCAGAGGAAAUACUUUUGUUAACAUGUGAAAUAUAAAAGAUAUGUUUUUAAAAUCGUUGUAAGUUUCUGUUGCAUAGUUUCAAAAUGUAGCACAUUUUCGUUAACAUUAAUAAGAUAAAAUGUAUCAAAAAUCUAAUAAACACUGUUACGUGCUCA